Molecule: messenger RNA, 839 nt
Organism: Benincasa hispida (wax gourd)
Lineage: Eukaryota; Viridiplantae; Streptophyta; Magnoliopsida; Cucurbitales; Cucurbitaceae
Product: anti-muellerian hormone type-2 receptor
Source: RefSeq, a predicted model, not a curated record
AUUGUGAUUAUUCAUACUUAAUUCCUGAUCUAUUAAGGAAGACCGUUGGUUCAGAUUUUAAUCAGAUAUUUGUGAUAUUCCUCGGAUGGAUAAGGUGGAAAGUCUUGACUGAACCACCACUUCUCUCUCUCUCUCUCUCACACACACACACAAGAGACGGACAGUGGAGGAAGUUGGGAAAGAUGCUCCUCUCAUCAUCUUCUUUAUUGCGAUCAUUGCCGGUUAAUCGUUUGAAUUUGGCAUGUAAACCGGCGAAUCCACGGACAAGAGUGAAGGUUCAGGCCAUGGCAAAGGAAGGAAGCGAGAGCGAAGGGGGCAUUGCAGAGACGGUGGCUAUAGCCGGUGGAUUAGUGGCUACCCCAGUGAUCGGUUGGUCGCUAUAUACCCUGAAGACAACCGGGUGCGGGCUGCCGCCGGGGCCAGGUGGGUCACUAGGCGCACUGGAAGGCAUCAGCUACUUGGCGGUGGUGGGCAUCGUGGGUUGGUCUCUGUACACGAAGACGAAAACUGGAUCGGGUCUGCCCAACGGCCCUUUCGGGCUAUUGGGCGCCGUCGAAGGUCUGUCAUACUUGAGUUUGUUGGCCAUCUUGGUCGUUUUUGGGUUGCAGUACUUUGAACAGGGCUACAUCCCCGGCCCUCUUCCGGCCGAUCAAUGCUUUGGCUGACGAUUCUAUCUUGUGAUUUAUGUGGCUGUUGUUUCUCCAAGCGUGUAAAUCGUAGGGUUCUGUUUGGCUGUGUCUUCUUUUUCUGUUUACCGUUUCGUUGCGAUUCUGCAUAGAACCUGCCCUGUUUUGUUGUAUGAAUUGAUUAAUUGAAAGCAUUUACUUUGUUUAGGUUUC